Triticum aestivum (bread wheat) is the source of this 2507-nucleotide messenger RNA. RefSeq lists its product as uncharacterized. The transcript has 2 exons. Gene Ontology annotation, molecular function: protein binding. NCBI's taxonomy places the organism in Eukaryota, Viridiplantae, Streptophyta, Magnoliopsida, Poales, Poaceae. The record is from RefSeq and is a predicted model, not a curated record. The coding region runs from base 92 to 1411 and encodes 439 amino acids.
UUGGUCGACAGUUUGCCGCAGCGAGCGGCAGAUAGGAUUUUCCGCCCGGCCCUGCCCUGCGCGUGCGGUUCGCCUCUCUUCUCCAGGCGUCAUGGCCUCCGAGCUAGGGCUACCGCCGCCGGCGACACGCCCGCCGGCGACACCCACCACCAUUGCCUCAAUCAGCGACGACCUCCUCUGCGAGAUCUUCCUCCUCCUUCCCUCCCUACCGAGCCUCGUCCGGGCCGCCCUCGCCUGCCGCACCUUCCUCAACGCCGUCCGCUCGUCCCCCGCCUUCCGCCGCCGCUUCCGGGCGCUCCACCCGCCGCAGCUCCUUGGAUUCUUCGGAGAACCCCGCCGCGCCCCCGUACCUCCCUUCGUCCCCCUCCGCAGCCGCUCCGACCCGGACCUCGCCGCCGCCGUCCGCGGUUCCGAUUUCUUCCUCACCCGUCUCCCGGAAGACAGCGGCGACUCCACCCUCGGGUGGAAGCUACAGAGCUUCCACGGCGGCUACGUCGUCCUCGUCAAGGAUACCACCCACCAGAUCGCUGCCUACAACCCUGUCACGCAGGCACUGCAUCUGUUACCCCGGCCGCCCGAGGAGAUCCUGUUCUCCGACUCUCUUGAGGCCCACAUUGUCUUCUCCGAAGAGGACCAGCGGGUGUUCCGUAUGGUCUGUGUCCAGCACCAGAGCACGCGCCGGCGGGCGCCGGCUUGCGUAGCCGUCUUCUCAACGGCGACAAGGGAGUGGCAGGUUUUCCCAUGGGUGGAGACCUCGCCGCCGCCGCCGCCACACGACUUUAUCAAGUUUUACCCUGGCACGCAGCUGAAUGGAUUCGUUUAUUGGAAACACACGAGUCGACCCUAUGUACUUGUUCUCAACACUGCGACAGUGCAAUUCUCCAGAGUGGAUUUGCCGCCAUUCUUGGGACAGAUUAGCUCUACGCGAUUCAGACUUGGUCAGACCAAGGAUGGGAUGCUAUGUAUGGUUGCCAUAGAUCUCUCUGAUGCAGAGAGAGGAACGCUUCAUGUUUGGUUUCGGAGAGCUGAUGAUGAUGGUGUUGAGAAAUGGGUUCUGGGAGAUACUUUUCUGCUCACUACAUUUAUUGAUGCCACUAAGGAUGAUCCCACAGUGCACAUUGAGGCGGUUAUCGAUGGCUUUGUUUAUUUGUCAACUAAGUAUGAUGAGCAUACUGAAUCUCUGCUAUCCCUCUGCCUGGAAACGGCAAAGCUAAACAAGCUCUUUGGUGAUAGUACAUAUGUAAGCCCCGCACAUCCCUACAUCAUGGCGUGGCCUCCUUCUUUGGUGUGCAACAAGGAGGAUUCACAAACCAUGGUUAGUGGAGAGAGUGUUGCGGAUGCUGCUCCUGUGGGCACAAGAGAAACUUCCUCUGUUCAUGUCUCAGCGUCGGAAUCCUACAAAUUUGAUUAAUGACAAUGAAGCAAAAGUCACAUAGUGUGUUUUACUUCGCAUUCAGGAUGAUAAGAGUUCUUGCGAGCAAAAUGACUACUACUUAUGAUGCAUAGCUGGCAACCCAACCUCUUUGUCAUGCGCUUUUGUUUGAGUGCGUCGGUACUUCAGUUUUUGGAUGGUGUGAAAUGGGCAUGUGCUCGUGACAUGCUUUUUUUCUUUCUCUUUUGUGAAAUGGGACACGCUGUUUUUCCCCACUAUAAUUCUCAAUUACCUUUUGCCUGGUUUUUACAUGAAACAGGUCAUGAUGUGCAGUUAGCCUUCUGAAUCACUUGUCCUAUCAACCGAUUAUUGCGUUGGUUUCUGCAUUCCAUAUGGUUGGGCAUGACAUGUAGGGCCCGCUGUGAGUUCAUUCUUCUCUACAACAUACUUACAUUCAUAUUUGUUCAUGGGCAAGUCAUACUUGUCAGUAACAUUCAUAUUUGUUCAUGGGCAAGUCGUACUUGUCAGUAACAUUCAUAUUUGUUCAUGGGCAAGUCAUACUUGUCAGUAACAUUCAUAUUUGUUCAUGGGCUGCUUCGCUUUGAGGCCAGGUAAGGUUGCGUUUUGUCAAUAACAUUCAGGUCUCAAAGGGCCUCUUUGAUCCAAAACCAAUUCCUAGGAGGAAUUUUAUUCUACCGAUGUUUGAAGCUUAAUGUGGCGAGAGAAUUACUAGGGUGAAAUCGAACAUGCAUACUGGCGGUGGUUCCCAUGCAUACUGGCGGUGGUUCCCAUCCUGGGUGAGAUAGUGGCAACUUAUUUGGCGGUUCAAGAUGAGCUGCUCAUUUGCUUUCUUGUGAUCCUCGUUCUGUCUAGAGUACUUUCUUGGCAAACAUUUCCGUUUCUCUGCUGUUGCUAUUCUGAACUUCUGAUGCGUAUUAGAUGGAAGUUGCAGCCUAGACCUCGAACACUUUUUGAGCUCUUUCUGAGUGGUUGUCGAUCAAUGUAUGCUGUUUUUGUACCCUGUCGUAAUUAGUUUAUCUCGUAUAUUGGCUCCUAGGUUUUAAGAAGGUUCGGGACUGGGUUUCCGUUGCCCAAAGAUAAUUUGAGCUGGACUGUACUAGCUCCGGGAGCUGCG